Molecule: messenger RNA, 6294 nt
Organism: Penaeus chinensis
Lineage: Eukaryota; Metazoa; Arthropoda; Malacostraca; Decapoda; Penaeidae
Gene: Usp15-31
Product: ubiquitin carboxyl-terminal hydrolase 31-like
Exons: 15
Coding region: 179-4879 (1566 amino acids)
Biological process (GO): protein deubiquitination
Molecular function (GO): cysteine-type deubiquitinase activity
Source: RefSeq, a predicted model, not a curated record
GCCCUCCCACAACAGUCGUCGUCGGGCCACGCCAGUGUCGAGGCGCGCGAAAGGUCUGCUGCUGCGGCGCGUACGGUGAGCGGCGGUUGAAGCAAAGAGUGUUGUAGUUCCGCCUAUUUUUGUGAUGCGCGUGGAUGGUGCCCUGUGAAGUGAGCGAGAGAGUUCCGGGUGGUGAGAUAUGCCCGUGGCACGCUCGGUGUCGGCGUCUCAGCUGGCGAGAGGAGAGCAGGCCGCCACUCCCGCAGGAGGAACUCCCGACGAAGGCGAGGGAGGAGGAGGAGGAGGAGGCCCCUCCAUCCUCACGCAGAAGGCGCACACUUUGGACAGAUUCUGCAACCCCUCGGCCAUGAACGGGCACGCGGAGCCCCGCAGGAAGCGCCCUUUCAUGUCCUUCCGGCUGAGCAAGAAGCCGGCCAAGUUCAAGGACGGGGGCGGCGGCGGGGGCGGCGGGGGCGUGCCUUCGAAGGGCGGCGAGGUGAGCCCGAACCCCAACGGCGUGUCCGAGACCUCCUCGACCAAGGGCAGUGUGGUGAGCGAGCCUGGCCUGGGCGGCGGCCUGAGCGGGGGCGGCAGUGAGAGCGUGGACGGCGGCAGUGAUUCCAGCAGUGCCUCAGUGAAACCAAAGAAAAAGUACCUCACGCGCAUGAGCUCCUUCGUGAGCCGCGUGGCGAGCAAAGUGCAGGGCGGGGGGGCGGGGGGGCCCGGGUCCGGGGGGGCGCCGCCCUCCGCCUUGUCGUCGGGCAUCGCGGGCGUGCACGGCGGCGGCGGCGGCGGCUCGAACCGGGCGGCGGCGGCGGCGGCCAAGCUGGAGCGCAGCAAGACGAUCUCCGCGUCGGACGUGCGCUCGGCGAAGGCGGAGGCGGAGUGCGUGGUGUUCGCGGAAGGCAAGGUGCCGGGCGCCAUGGGCAUCCGCAACCACGGCAACACGUGCUUCAUCAACGCCGUGGUGCAGUGCCUGAGCCAUACGGACGUGCUGGCCGAGUACUUCGUGCUGGACCAGUACAAGCACGACCUGGCGCGCUCCAACAAGAUCAACUCGAAGAAGUACGGCACGCGCGGCGAGAUCACGGGCCAGCUGGCCGUGCUGCUCAAGGCGCUGUGGACGCUGCGCUACGUGCCCGACGUCUCCAUGAACUUCAAGAACACCGUCGACAAGUACGAGUCGUCGUACCGCGGCUCGCAGCAGCACGACGCCGCCGAGUUCCUCAUGUUCGUACUCGACAAGGUGCACGAGGACCUCAACACGGCGUCCAAGCGCAAGUACAAGAAAAUCAAGAAUACUUACGGGCGGCCGGACGAAGUCGUGGCUGCGGAGACGCUGGCCAACCACCUCAGAUGCAAUUGCAGUUUUAUACACGAAAUUUUCCAGGCUCAAUUCCGCUCCUCGCUGAAGUGUCCGCACUGCAACAAGGAGUCCAACACCUUCGACCCGUUCCUGUGCGUGUCCAUCCCGAUCCCGCAGAGGGAGGUGCAGGCCGUCUUCGCCACCGUCGUCUACCUCAACCAGCAGCCUAAGCAGGUCCAGCUAGGCGUAAGCAUAGAAGCCAACGCAACGAUCCGGGAACUGAGGAAACAGCUGUCGGAGGACUGUGGGAUCUCGGCGGAGAGCCUCAUCCUGACGGAGGUGGACGGCGAGGGAUUCCACAGGACGUUUGCCGAUGAUACAUCAGUGAACGUCAUCAGUGAGACUGACCCAGUGUACGCCAUCGAGCUGCCCCCCCACAAACCCCCCUCCCAGGACAGUGGUGCCUUUAUCCUUGUCACUUGGGUCAAUGUGGUACUUGCCGAGCCAGACAACAUUAGAUUUGGUGGUGUUUAUCAGAGUCAGGUGGUGAGAGAUGUCAGUUACGUAGACCUACAAAAGCUACUGCUCAAAGAGAUGACUAACAUGGUCACCAACGAAACUCUGACUUCAGAACAAGAGAGUGGACUAUUCCUAAUCGGUGUCGAUGAUGGAGGAAGUUGUGUGGUCUGCCUGGACCCGGCUCUUGACGUGCCACUGUUCCAUGAGAGUGUGGAGCAGGCGUUGGCACUCUGUGAACCUUCCGCAGGGCCCCCGCAUGUGAAGCUUAUCCUACAGUGGACGUCUGAAACCAAAGAAAAGUACAUUAUUGAUGAUGUAGACCACAUGGAUGUGCACGCGAGUGUGAAGGACCUCAAAGAGAACCCACAGCAGUGUGCAUCUGUGUCACUACACCAGUGUUUACAGCUUCACACGUCGGCAGAAAAGCUUGGCUGUGGCGACGCAUGGCACUGCCCAACUUGUAACCGCAAGCAGCAGGUGGUGAAGAGACUCAUGCUUUGGUCGGCCCCACAGAUCCUUGUGAUACACCUCAAGCGCUUUAGACAGGGAACCUUACAGAGCAAUUCCUCCAAGCUGUCAACAACUGUCAAGUUCCCCCUGAUGGGCUUCGACAUCUCGGAACAUGUGGCCAGCCGGACGACUGGCAAUAACACACAGAACAAUGUAGACUCUGGCGUGCUAGGGGGAGUGUGGUCGCCCUGGAAGCGGCCAAAGCGAUAUGUCCCCCACAAUGAGGAGAACGUAUAUGACCUCUAUGCAGUAUGCAACCACCAUGGCAAGGACAUGCAAGGCGGACACUAUACAGCCGUGUGCAAAAACAGUGCGGAUGACAAGUGGUAUAAUUUUGAUGAUAGUAAAGUGGAAGUUACAGCGGAUGAGAAUGUGGUCACCCCAGACGCGUACAUUCUUUUCUACCAGCGCCGGAGUGAGUCGGGCCACAUCAACAACAGCUGUAGUGAAGGCGGGACCGAGCACUGGGCUUACCGCAUCCCUCUGUCUCACCUGCCGUCCACUCUAAUUCCUCAGUCCUUCAGUGAAAAGAAGGCUCCGCCACCAUUUGAGAGAGGACGGUCGUAUGGAACUCUGCCAGUGAAUGCCAGGACACAGAGACAGUCGUCAACAGAGCGUGAUCAUGCGUCAGACACUGAGGCACCUUUGGCUUCACAUGAGGAAUCUCCCAUUCUGAAGAGGAGGUCAACCAACACGUUGCAUGAGGACGAAGACUCUCCCAGUGAUGAGGCACCCAAGUCCAACCUGAAGAUCGAGACCAUAAAGGUGGAAGUUUUGCCAACACAGAAUGGGGAUGUCAAUAUGGAGUGUGAGAACAGCAUCUCCAGUGCCCCCGACAGUGAUCAGGAGAUGCCAGAUGUCCAGAGGAAUUCUCCUGGAAAGACAGUCCUGAUUUCACGUUGCCAGGCUCUGCGGGACCAGGAUCUGGAGGAAUCCGUUGAUGCGUCAAAACCAGAACCCCCAGUGAUGAAUGGGCAUGCUGAGCCGGAGGUUGCAGACAAGGCCACCCAGAAGAAUGAGGAUUCUCCCUUGCCUUCCCCUGAUAAGUGUGAGGACGACCCUAACCAUGAGGAGCAGACGCCAGAGGUCCGAAUCCACCCUGCCACUCCAGAGGUGCUUGCGGCUCACCAGGGCCACACUGCUCAGACGCAACCUAAGCGAAGCGUCAUCACCCUCACCCUCCGCCCAAGGAACCCCAGUGAGUCGUCCAGUGGUGGGACCCCUGAGCCACGUAUCAGGGUUGUGUCUAGGACGCCCAGCAUGGUUAGUUCCUGCAGUACGUCUAGCAAUGCGAGUGGUCCCAUAGUCAAUGGCGUGGAUUACAGCCACUUGAAUGGAAGUGUAGAAGAACCAAACAGAGACAUAAUCUACAAUGAAAGCAGCAAUGUAACACCAGAAGUCAGAAUUACUCCCAUUCCCAAGAACUUUGAGGCACCCACGUCUCUCCAUCCCACCAGAAUGUCUACAAGAAGCACAAACACCAACAAGACCCCCAGCUUUGUGGUGAUCAACACCCCCACAGCCAGCCCAAGAGCACCCAGGCCCAAGACCCCAGUUAGCAAUGGCAUCAGCACGUCCCCAAGGCCGCCCUUCGCUCCCAAAUUUCCCUCCAAACCAAGAGAGCCUCCCAGUGAGUCUUACAAGAAUCAGCGACCGAGUGCGAGCCGAAAGGAGAAUGGGGUAUUGUCAAGACAGGCCAUUGUCAGCGGGAGAAACAGCAACGCUGUGCCCUCUGUGAGCUACUGCGCUCCAGUCAAAAACAACCUGAAUGGCAUAAGCACCAAACACAGUCGGUAUGAUCGAGUGGAAUCGAAGUUUAGCCGAGAGGGGAAGAGUGAAAGAGGCGAGUAUAUGAACAAGAGAGAGGACAGAUAUGACAGGGAGCACAGCAUGGACAGAGACAGUAGGUCAGACAGAGACCACAAGUUUGAGAGAUGUUCACUGAAGGCAGAGAGAGAUGGAAAAUAUGACAGGGAAUCAAGAUAUGAGAGAGAACUGAAGUAUAAGAGAGACAGUCGGUAUGAGAAUGACCAUAGCAUAGACAGGGACCUCCCUUAUGAAAAAGAGAUCAGAUAUGAUAGGGAUUUCAAAUGUGAUAGGGACAGCAGAUAUGACAGAGAAUGUAUGUAUGAGAGAGAUAUCAGAUGUGACAGGGACUACAAGUAUGAGCGUGAGAGCAAGUGUGACAGAGACUUCCUCUAUGACAGAGAUGCUCACUGCGACAGGGAAUACAAAUACAGUAGGGACACAAAGUGCACCCGUGAUUUUAGCUAUGACAGGGAUCUCCUUUACGAAAGAGACUCCAAAUUUGACCGAGACUACAGGUAUGACAGGGGAGACCCCUCCUGCGACCGAGACUACAAGUACGAGGAUUCAAGGUAUGACCGAGACUACAAGUAUGAGAGGGAAGAGAGUAAGUGUAUCCAAGACUUCAAGUAUGACAGAGGAGAGAUGAAUGGGAGGAGGAGCAUAUGUAAGACUCCUGAGCAUUGCAUCUCUCAGGACUACCCUAAGGGGCUAACCAACACUGCCAACCCCCCGGUGAUCACCGAGUCCAGCGUAUGAUAGCGCCUGAAGUGCUGUAUGCACUUCCUACCAGAGUCAUUUACUUUUUAGUAAAUUGUCGUCUUUUUUUUUCUCUCUCUUUUUUUCCUUUUUUUUUAUAUAAUUAUUGCAUAAGACCAAAGGUUUUAUGAACCAAGUGUGAUAUAAUUUAUUUACAAUUUCCACAGUGAUACUUAGAGAAGGACACCUGUCACUCUCCCUUUGUGGUUUAGCUGGGUGACAUGCAGCUUCUAUUGCUUGUGAAGAAAGCCUGCAGAAUAUUUUUCCUUCCUGGAAAUCUUUAUACUGUAUAUGUUUAUUAUCUUUUAUGCAAGUCUUUUAGCAUUUAAAGAUAUUCAGGUUGAAUACACAUUUUAUGAUGCACAUAAGCUUUUUCACAUGCACAUGCUGUUUAUACAUUCCAUAUUUGACAGAUUUCGUACAUAUAGAAAAUAUGUAAAUAAUUUUUACGGAGAAAUGUUUAUUAGAUUUUUUAUAAGAUGUGCCUAUGAUAAUUUUUUUAUUUGUUUUGUUUUUUCGUAAAUUUGUUUAGUUUAUAGAGAAUUUUUUAAGUUAUUCCGAUUUUAGAAGAUACGACUGUGGACUUUUUUUAACCUGUAUAAAAAGGCAUCACUGGCAGCUCAAACCCAUUGAGUGUGUGUCUGUGCCAGUGACUGUAUGUAUUGUAUAAAGAGGAACCAAGUCACGACAGAAUUAGCAUAUUGGCGCUGGUUUCAAAUUGUCAGAUGUCAAAAUAUUUGGUUAUACAAAUAUUGCUAUAUUACUGAAGAGAGAGAGAUUGAGAGACCAAAUAAUCCAUAAAAAAAGACUUUUAUUAUUGUAAAUGCAUUAUGAAAUUGCACAAAAUCUUUAUCAUAGAAAAAUUUAUUUCACUACAUGUAUCAACAAUUAAAUUUGUGUGUGUGUGUGGGUGACUGCAUUUGUUUUAUGUGUAUGUGUGCGAGUACUUGUUCAUCCAUGUUCAUAUCUAGUGUUUGUUCUGCCUCAAUGUUUGGCAUAAGCUGAGUGUUUGUGUGCAAGUUCUUCCUCCUCUUUUUUUUUUUUUUUUUUUUUUUUUUUUUUUAUAAACGUAAUGGAUAAAAGCAAAACAUGUUCAGUUGCCGAAUAGAAAAGAAAAACUUAAAGGAUAUAUAUAUAAUGUACAGUCCAACUGUCUGAGUGUUUGGUGCAUUGGUAUAUAUUUACAAAAAAAAAAAACAACAGUUCUUCGAUAUUAGGCUUUUCUUUUGAUUCUGGCUGCUGUGAGCUUGAGAUUAUAAUUGCAAUGCAUUAUGGCUGCUAAGAUAUAUGACUGAUCGACUGAAUCCCCCGGAGGUAAUUUCAUUUUUUAACACGAAAAACAUAUCAGUUUUGUUAUUUUAUUGAAGGCACUUGAUUUGUAUAUAUUUGGUCAGAAUAAUAAUACAGUUGCUAAA